GAGCGCACGCUGCCCCGUGGCCCCGUCGGUCUCAGAUGUGAACCUCUGGUGUCCGCGAGCGCACCCUGCCCCGUGGCCCCGUCGGUCUCAGAUGUGAACCUCGGGGUCCGUGAGUGCACGCUGCCCCGUGGCCCCGUCGGUCUCAGAUGUGAACCUUGGGGUCCGUGAGCGCACCCUGCCCUGUGGCCCAGUCGGGUCUCAGAUGUGAACCUCUGGGGUCCGCGAGCACACCCUGCCCUGUGGCCCUGUCGGUCUCAGAUGUGAAUCUCUAGGCGGCCAUCACUUGGGGUCUGGCUGAGGUGGUUUCUCCACCACCAGCCCCUAACGCCCAUGCUCCAUGUCAGUCUAGUGGCAGGAAGGUGGGCAGGCAUUGAGUUACGGGAUGGAGCACAGGGGAGGUAAACUGCCUUUUGUCCCAGCCCCUUGGGAGGAUUCCUUCCCCCUCAGUCCCAGGGCACCAACCCCUUUCCCUCUUGGCCAACUCCUCCCUCUCUCACUCCCUCUGGCAGUACUUGGCAUUUUUAGCGCCUUCUGGUCUUGGCUGUGUAAAUGUUUCCAUUCCAUCCCAGUCUUCCCUGCUCCCUGCAGACGGGGAGCCGUUGGGCCUGAUGAGUCACCGUUCAGCCCCUACAUGGCCAGGCCCUUUGCUGUACAGCCUGGUCGGCUUUAUGGUGGUGCAGUGUGGAGGGCACAAGCUUUUGUGGACACCGGGCAUAGGGGACCCCCCCAGGACUCAGGCCCAGAUGGCGUAUGGGAGCCAGCCUUGGGUGCCCGCCUCUCACCCCCACCUGGGGGCUGGGAAGGGCGCCUGACUCUGCUUACCCCAUACUGCCUCUUUGGGACCUGGUGCUGGGUGUCUCCCUCCUCUUCUUCCUGGCGGUCCUAAGACGUGAAUUCCUGAACCAUUCUGAAUGUCUUCUGUGGGUUUUGGGGAAAAUAACCUCACUGAAGCAUGAAAAUUUAAAGAUUUCCACUUUGCUUCUUUUGUGUCUUCCGAGACCUCCUCUGUCUCUCCUGGACAUACUUAGGUGCACGCACACAUGUGCACACACGUGCCUCCAAGAGACACAGCUGCUCCCUUUGUGACCUGGUGCUGGGGCAGCCCGCUCCUCACACAGUGGACGUCCCUGCCUGGACAGAGGACCCUGCCUUGCCGCCGUCCCCGAAGCUUUGCGUAGGUUGGAGGCCAGAGCUCCCCUGUGGAAGCCUUAUCCUGUGAAGGCAGGCCAAGCCCUGGGCCUCUGGGCGUCCACAGGGUCUUCCUCUGACACUGAGCAUUCUCCCCCAUGUCUCCUUGGCUUCUCAGCAGCCGUUCAGAGACAUGGUGAGAGCCCCUUACCUGUACUCGAGGCCCUUAUCAGCCCCCCGUGAGAAGCUUCCCGCUGGUCUGGGCAGUUCCAAGGGCAGAGACAUUGGGGGCCUCCUGGCCUAGGGGUACCCGUUUGUGUCCACCGGCAGCCCUGUGGUCCUCGGUGUUGGCCAGCGCCUCCCCGUGCACGGGCAUGGCCUCUCCUCCCGAGAGCAUUGGGACACCCGCCCCUGGCUUAGAGAUGCAGCCUCCAGCCCCCCGUGCCCGCACACGUACCAAGCACUCAUGAGGAGCCCGGCCCUGGCCGCCGCUCUCCUGUCCUCGCGGGCCAUCAGCCCUUAGCUCGAGAACACCCGUAGCUGGCACCAGGCCGGCCGCAGUGAGAGACCGUGCACCCCGCGGAGCAUCGCAGCAGCGCGGCCGCAGUGAGAGAGACCAUGCGCCCCGCGGAGCAUCGCAGCAGCGGGGCCUGCUGUAGGAUUUGGGGUUGGGUGGGUGCUUUGCAGGAGGGUCUGAGGAGUGGACGCUGUCUGUCAGAAAGCAGGGGCUGUACCACAACUGGGGUCCUCAGUGGUCUUGCCUGAGGGUGGUAAAGGGGCGGAGCGCACAUUUGGACCAGACAGGAGGGGGUUGAUGUCUGUGGCCUUCUGCGGUCUGCUUCACGCCGGUCCCAGCACCGGAUCUAAUGCCGGCGCUCUGUGGGUACCGUAGCACGCUGUACAGCCAGGCCGGCUGCCAGACCCUUGUUUCUGUACUCCCUCAACACGGCCCCUGCAGUGAUGCCACGUCCUGUGCUGUGGACCUCAGUGCCUGGCAAGGGGGUGCGGUGGCCACUGUGUGGCCCUGCAAACCCCUCCCCUGUCAGUCUCUGUCCUGCCAUCACCAGCUUUGACAUCCAGCCCCGCCCUCUGCUACCCUGACCUUCCUCGGGCCCUGACUGAGGGGCACGUGCAGGGCCCAGCCCUGUCCCCAGCAGUCCUGGAGGGCUCUGCUCUGUGAGCUUCCGUCAUUGCCCUGUCCCAGCAGCAGGUGAACACCGCCCCUCUGUGAGAUGGACAGCCCAGCGUUUCACUCCGUAGGCCUGUGAUCUUGGGCAAAUUAAUCAGCUCCUGGGCGUGUGUCAGCAGUACGUCACCCCUGAGUGUCUUUAAGAACAUUCUGUCAGACGAGGUGGCAUGUGGCAGGCACUUGGGUGCUUCCUUUCCUGCACAGAGAGGAUUCGGGUGGUCAUGAAGACCCUUUCCUUCCACACCACACUGAGCAUCACCUGAACACAAAGCCUGCCUUGUGCAGAAGGCUGGCUGCCCCUGCCUGCUUUGAAAACUGGAACCUUUCUUCCUUCCUAGGCUCCACCCUCUGGGUGGAAACACCGCGGGUCUGGGCUCCCUGCCCCGCCCAGCCACGGUCGUGGAAAGAGGCUCCCCCCAUUCCAGGCUUGUGCCCCAUGAAACUUAUACGUUCCAGAUGUGCCUCCUGUAAGACAUGCAUUGUACUCUGCCAGAACGAAACCCCUCCAGUUCGUGCCCGAGGAUGGAGACCCAGUGCGAGGAAUGCCUGUGGCAGCUCCGGGCGGCACCAAAUGUGUGUGCUGACGGCUGGCAAGCCUUUCCUAGCCCCACAUUCGGGACACAGAGCUAGAGCCACUAUUGGUCUUUCCUUCAUGAGGAAGACCGGGCAGUCUGCUCAGUCGCUUCCAGGUGGAAAUGCUAGAAAAAUAAAUCCCGUUUUAGUUUCUACUGGAGCCAACCUACAGUAUAGAGAAGCCUUCGUUCUCAGAGAGAAGUGGUGCUCCGCUGUGAAAUCGCCCGUCAGCCCGCGCUGUCAGCGGCGCUAGGCACAGCAAGCUGGAGGGGGCACGGAGGCAGGGAAAGAGAAGAAAGCCAAGAGGGCCGGCAGCUCACCUGUGUGAGGGGCCCGCACGCGGUCUUCUCCAGUCCUGCUCUCUGCUUCAGCUGCUCUGUGCUCGCUGGAAACAGCAGGCACAGACCGACGGUCCUGUAAGCAAGACAGGAAUUCGGUCUCAAGUCAUUCAAACCGCACACACUGCAUUUUAAGCAGAGUAUGGUUUGGCCAUGUGACCCAGAAAAAUUCAAAUCGGCCUACGGAGAGAGGUAGCUUCGUUUCACAGAAAGAGAAAGUAAUGUGCGUGCCUGUGCCUCCCAGUGUCUGUGGGCAUCCAGCGGUUUUCCUGUAGACUGCACACGCUGGCUGGUUCACAAAACGGUCCCUCCCAGAAAGCAGGCAACGUCUGCAACUUAAAAUAGGACCUAAAACCCCACCCAUAACAGGGGAAAGUGCUUCCAACCUGUGUAGACAAAGGAAAGUCCCCUGAAGCCUUCUUAAUGCGCUCAGCUCCAGGGCCAGCAUUGGUGCCACCACAACCAGGCACUGCCCUCUGCCCCCCGACAGCAGGGUGGACAUCAGUGAGUGCUGUGCCUGGAGCCUCACUCGGGUCAGGCGGAGUCAAGGCGCUGUUGCCACAAGGGUCAUCUGCAUCUGGUCACCCGCGCCCUGGCAAGGAGGCUGGGCACAGGACGGGGAGAAGCAGUGUUGGGGGCCAGGCAGGAGACGGCCCCCCAGCUGCCCGCGCUGACCCCGGAGGAGAAGAGGGUCCUGGAGAGGAAGCUGAAGAAGCAGCGGAAGAAAGAGCAGUGGAAGCGGCUGCAGGAGUCCGGAGCAGCCCAGACCCUGCCGGCCAAGUGCUCUGGGGCCCAGCUGGCCCUGGACUACCUCCGUGGGUUCCCGAUGAGCUCUUCUCGACCCUGCUGGCCUACCUGGAGGGGCUCAGAGGCUGCGCCCGGGAGGUGACAGUGCGGAAGGCGGAAGCCCUGAUGCGGGAGCUGGACGAGGCCAGCGGCACGGACCCCCUUCCGCCAGGGAAGACCCAGCGUAUCCGGCAGGUGCUGCAGCUGCUCUCCUAGCGGGUGUCCAGUGGGCCACUGCUGCCGCUUAGGACACAGCUGGCCCCACUGCUCAGCAGUGGGGCCCCAACGAGGGGCAGGCGGGGUUACCAGCAGGUCAGUGGCCAACGGGCCCAGGGGCUCCCAGGCGCUGAGUCCCCAUGCCUGCUGGCACCUGACCCUUGGGGGGACUGACUCUGUUUGGCCAGACAGUGUAUAGAUGAUGACCUGUUUUCGUCCCUUUACAGCAGAAAGUACCCACCCCGGCAUAACCUAGAGGUGCCCUCCUGGCCUCCCAGUGGCCCUCUAGCCCCCAGGGAGGUUGCUUAUUGAGGGAAAGGUCUAUUUUUUUUACUGGGAACAUCUUAGAGAUUGACCAGAGCCAGCCCUUCCCUCCAGCUGUGGUCUGUCCCAGUUGGCGGGUGAAGGUAGCCCCUCCGGUGCCGGCCACCGGCAUCCAGGUCACCUGCCUAUGUUCCCUGGCGGGUCCGGGCUGUGGCUCGCCCACCCCCCACCUCCCUGCUGGGGACUCACUGACCAGUCCCAGGGAAAACCGGACUGCAUUUUCAAUAAAACAGGCCCGUGUCGGCUGUGGCCC
Molecule: messenger RNA, 4807 nt
Organism: Ailuropoda melanoleuca (giant panda)
Lineage: Eukaryota; Metazoa; Chordata; Mammalia; Carnivora; Ursidae
Gene: CHLSN
Product: cholesin
Exons: 3
Coding region: 3652-4230 (192 amino acids)
Source: RefSeq, a predicted model, not a curated record